GCUGAUGAUCUUAUUCUUGCAGCAAAUGGAAAGCCGUGCAGCGGUCUUCGCAGUUUAGAGUACGAGCUGCAUGCCUAACUAGACGCAUAACAGGAAAGUGAGGACUUAACCCAAGCAUUGGCGAGGACUACUCCCACUUUGGAAUAUUACUUUCACUUGGCACUUACCGGCGUGGUUUAUUUAUACACAUUUUCUCAUCGAAUUGAGUUUUCCAUUUGUCUUUGUCACUGACACGGCAGUCACCAUGCCGCUGAAUUCAAGUUUGGCGAGUAAGAACUACGAUUACGACUACGACUCCAUCCAGCCCUACUUCUACUUUGACAACGAAGAUGAGGAUUUUUACCAUCCGCAACGUAGCCAGCUUCAACCACCGGCUCCCAGCGAGGACAUCUGGAAGAAAUUUGAGCUGCUGCCCACUCCUCCACUGUCCCCCAGUCGGCGACCCUCUCUGUCCAGCAUAUUCCCUUCAACGGCAGACCAACUAGAGAUGGUCACCGAGUUUCUUGGGGACGACGUGGUCAACCAGAGUUUCAUUUGCGAUGCGGACUACUCCCAGUCCUUUCUCAAGUCUAUCAUUAUCCAGGACUGCAUGUGGAGCGGCUUCUCUGCUGCCGCUAAACUGGAGAAAGUGGUGUCAGAAAGACUUGCUUCACUUCAGGCUGCUAGGAAAGAGUCCUCACUUACUGACACAACGGGCAGCAGCACGAGUCGGUUGAAUGCCAGCUACUUGCAAGACCUUAAUACCUCCGCGUCGGAAUGCAUAGACCCGUCAGUAGUCUUUCCAUACCCACUGACCGAAACCUCCAAAUCCAGCACGAUAACGUCACCCCCGAUUUUGGCUUUAGACACACCACCAAACAGUGGUAGCAGCAGCAGCAGCGGUAGUGAUUCAGAAGAUGAGGAUGACGAUGAUGAGGAGGAGGAUGAGGAUGAGGAAGAUGAAGAAGAAAUCGAUGUUGUCACAGUGGAGAAGAGGCAGGCGGUGAGAAGGUCCGACUCGAACGUGCAGGGAGUCCCCAGCAGACCUCACCACAGCCCUCUCGUUUUGAAGAGGUGUCAUGUGCCCAUCCACCAGCACAACUACGCCGCCCACCCGUCCACGCGGAAUGAGCAGCCCGCUGUCAAAAGGCUAAAGCUGGAGAGCAGCGGCAGAGUGCUCAAGCAGAUCAGCAACAACCGAAAAUGCACCAGCCCCAGGACGUCCGACUCUGAGGAUAAUGACAAAAGGAGGACUCACAACGUGCUCGAGCGCCAGAGGAGGAACGAGCUCAAGUUGAGUUUCUUUGCUUUGCGGGAUGAGAUACCGGAGGUAGCGAACAAUGAGAAAGCCCCUAAAGUUGUCAUACUCAAGAAGGCCACAGAGUGCAUCUUCAGCAUGCAAACGGAUGAGCAGAGACUUGUUUCGCUGAAAGAACAGUUGAGGAGAAAGAGGGAACAUUUGAAACAAAGGCUCGAACAGCUGAGGGACUCUCAUGUAUAAGUUUACAUGAUGAAAGGACUCGUAUUUUUAAGCCUCUAGACAUUUCUUUUGCAAAUUUAAAGACUUGCUGUGUAUAGUUGUGAUGUUGCAUGCAAAUGCAAAAGUUUUGAAUUAAGAUGUCAACUACACAACCUUUGGAAUCCUGUCGAUUUCAGUGGUUACCUGCCUCAGUUAAACUUAAGGAAAGGUGGUGAAUUAGAUUUAUUUGUAUUUAAGUCAUUUAUUUUUAUUAAUAAAAUAUACAAAAGCAGGGCUUGUCAUUUGACGGCCUUAACUUAAAUAUUAAUUUGUUUUGUUUUUUACGUUUUUGUAAAUAAGGAUUUCAUAUUUGCUAAGAAAUGUAUUUUUGAAUGUCAGCAAUGUCCAGACAGGAAUUGGUUUCAUCAGAUAGUAUAUGGCUUGCCAUAAAUGUUCUUUUGAUUCUAAAUCAUAAAUGCAUUUCUUUAAGAACCUUGCCUUGGACUGUUUAUUUUUUUAACUGAACGUGGUCGCGCAAAGAUUUGAAUCUCAUUUUGAAGCUGGCACUUGAUCAUGCUGUCUGUAUGACCAGAAUAAAUGAAUACACAAAUAG
Messenger RNA from Anguilla anguilla (European eel), 2051 nucleotides. RefSeq names its product transcriptional regulator Myc-like. Gene Ontology annotation, molecular function: protein dimerization activity; RNA polymerase II cis-regulatory region sequence-specific DNA binding; DNA-binding transcription factor activity, RNA polymerase II-specific. Lineage: Eukaryota; Metazoa; Chordata; Actinopteri; Anguilliformes; Anguillidae. The transcript has 3 exons. Gene Ontology annotation, biological process: positive regulation of cell population proliferation; regulation of transcription by RNA polymerase II. The record is from RefSeq and is a predicted model, not a curated record. Bases 245 to 1480 code for a protein of 411 amino acids.